AUGCGUGAAUCGCGGACGGGGAGCGCAAGCGAUCGCUCAUCGUACCUGAGUUACUCGGUUACAGAGUCGAACCAUGAGAGUAAUAGCCGCAGGCGACCUUGGGCCUCGUUGCUCGUAGGGCAUCUCGCAAAGGUGAAUCACCUGCGGCAGCUCUUGCUGGCCGCCUCAAUCGUGCUGCUGAGCUUGCUUCUCGCCGGGUGCACGACCAACCUCGGCUCAGUCAAGGAGAUAUAUCUCCUUUCCUUCUCUUACCAAGAUGGCUCGCCGGUCAACUCGAGCAGCUCUGGUGCGCUGCCAUUCCUGUUCAAUGGCCGACCUAGCAACGCGUCCAGCGUACGUGAGGUCAGGAGCGGCUACUUUGGACUAUGCGCCACGGCAGACUCCGUCUCCUGGCUGUGCAAGUCGAGUGCUGCUGGCCUGGCAGGCGCCCUGAACGCGACCGGCCACGCCGAUCCUCUCAACUUGCUGUGGAUCGCCGACGAGUUUCGGAGGCAGGCUGUUACACCCAUAUUCACGUUCUUGGCCGCCAUCCUCACCUUCUUGGCCUUUACGAUGGGCAUGGUGUAUCCCGUGACAAUCAACGGCUCGGGCAACGCGGUGCUGCGCAUAGCCGUGAGGGGCAUCUCCCUCGCUUCCAAUCGAAGGGAGGCGCGCCUUGCAACCUGGCUCCCUGCCUCGGUCAAGAGGAAUGCUACGACGUUCUCGCUCUUCUUCAUGGUGCUCGCCACGGCCUCGGCGUUCACGGUCGCCACCUGGCAGCACCUCGCGGCCGCAUGCUACACGGGGUUAGCUGAGGACCUUGCUUUCGGUGCGAUAGUCGGUCACUCAGGCCCGGUUGCCGUCGCUCUGGCUUGGCUGAGCUUCGUCUGCGCUGUCCCAUGCGCGGUCCUGCUGAGUCUGGAGAAGGGCCUGCGCGCAAAGGCCGCCAAAGAGGAAGCUCCUUCGGUGGAGGCGACGGCGGGCGAGACUCAAUUCGGCGACGGCCUCGAGUCGCAGUUCGGCCAGGAGGCAACGCAACUCGAUCCAGACGAACAGCCGCCACUGAGGAACCCAGAGUCCUGGCAGCAGACGCCGAGCAUCCCGCUGUAUCACGUCCUUCAGUUCAUGGGAUAUGUACCGACCGGGAAACGGGGCGAGUGGGAGGCGCGACAACACAAUACCGCUGCUUGGGUCAAUCGGGGCGAGAUGCACCACGGCUUUGCGGAGACGAUAGUUGAAGACGAGGACCAGUGA
Molecule: messenger RNA, 1233 nt
Organism: Purpureocillium lilacinum
Lineage: Eukaryota; Fungi; Ascomycota; Sordariomycetes; Hypocreales; Ophiocordycipitaceae
Source: RefSeq, a predicted model, not a curated record